Messenger RNA from Phragmites australis (common reed), 2010 nucleotides. Its product is annotated as cytochrome P450 90D2-like. The record is from RefSeq and is a predicted model, not a curated record. Gene Ontology annotation, biological process: brassinosteroid homeostasis; brassinosteroid biosynthetic process; multicellular organism development. Gene Ontology annotation, molecular function: iron ion binding; oxidoreductase activity, acting on paired donors, with incorporation or reduction of molecular oxygen, NAD(P)H as one donor, and incorporation of one atom of oxygen; heme binding. Lineage: Eukaryota; Viridiplantae; Streptophyta; Magnoliopsida; Poales; Poaceae. Bases 251 to 1744 code for a protein of 497 amino acids. The transcript is spliced from 8 exons.
ACUACUACUGUAAAUCAUCAGAAAAAUUAAACUACUACUGUAAAUCAUCAAAAAACUAUUAAAAAAUAAAUUAUCACGACAUACUAGUUUAAAAAUUCCCUCGCCUCCUCUUCUGUAGUAGUACUUUGCACUUGCCGAUUCCAUCCCCUUCACAUUCGCGGCAUAUAAAGUGCCUCUCCUCCCUCGCCCUCUCGUAGCUUCACUCGCUGCUCGGUGGGUGCAAACACACGCGAACACAUAUCUUCUUGCCAUGUCGACCACCGCCGUUCCCUGGCCGGCGCCGGCGUGCUUGGCCGGCGUCGCGCUGCCCCUGCUUGUCAUGGCCACGGCCCUGUGGGUGCUGCUGUCACGCAAGCUCCUGCCGGCCAUGGCGUGGCCGAGAGAGCGUCCCGGCAAGGAGGCCCGGCUUCCGCCCGGCAGCUUCGGGUGGCCGCUCGUCGGCGAGACGCUGGACUUCGUGUCCUGCGCCUACUCCUCCAGCCCGGAGGCCUUCGUCGACAAGCGCCGCCUCUUGUACGGGAGCUCGGUGUUCCGGUCGCACCUGUUCGGGUCGGCGACGGUGGUGACGGCGGACGCGGAGGUGAGCCGGUUCGUGCUCCAGAGCGACGCGCGGGCGUUCGUUCCGUGGUACCCGCGGUCGCUGACGGAGCUCAUGGGCAAGUCCUCCAUCCUCCUCAUCAACGGCAGCCUGCAGCGCCGCGUCCACGGCCUCGUCGGCUCCUUCUUCAAGUCGCCGCAGCUCAAGGCGCAGGUCACCGCCGACAUGCAGCGGCGCCUCGCGCCCGCCCUCGCUGCCUGGCGCGCCCAGGGCCCCGGCGCGCUCCUCCGCAUCCAGGACCACGCUAAGACGCAGAUAGUGUUCCAAAUCCUGGUGAGGGGUCUGAUCGGGCUUGAGGCAGGGCCAGAGAUGAUUCAGCUCAAGCAGCAAUUUCAGGAAUUUAUUGUCGGCCUCAUGUCCCUUCCUAUUAAACUGCCAGGGAGUAGGCUCUACAGAUCCCUUCAGGCCAAGAAGAGGAUGGCGAGGCUGAUACAGAGGAUCAUACAGGACAAGAGGAGGAGCAUCCUUGAGGGGCGGCGCGCACCUCCGCGUGACGCCAUCGACGUGCUCAUAUGCGACGGUAGUGACGAGCUCACGGACGAGCUGAUAUCGGACAACAUGAUUGACCUGAUGAUCCCGGCGGAGGACUCUGUGCCCGUGCUCAUCACGCUUGCCAUCAAGUAUCUCAGCGAGUGCCCUCUGGCUCUGCAACAAUUAGAGGAGGAGAACAUGCAACUCAAGAGGCGAAAAACUGACAUGGGCGAGACCUUGCAAUGGACGGACUACAUGUCCUUGUCAUUCACACAACAUGUGAUAACCGAGACACUGCGGAUGGGCAACAUCAUCAGCGGUAUCAUGCGCAAGGCAGUGCGGGACGUCGAGGUGAAGGGGCACCUCAUCCCCAAAGGUUGGUGCAUGUUUGUGUACUUCCGAUCGGUCCACCUUGACGACACGCUCUAUGAUGAGCCCUACAAGUUCAAUCCAUGGAGGUGGAAGGAGAAGGACACGAGCACCAGCAGCUUCACUCCUUUUGGUGGUGGGCAGAGGCUGUGCCCAGGCCUGGAUCUGGCCAGGCUGGAAGCUUCCAUCUUUCUCCAUCACUUGGUCACCAGCUUCAGGUGGGUGGCGGAGGAGGACCACAUCGUCAACUUCCCAACCGUGCGGCUCAAGCGAGGCAUGCCCAUCCGGGUCACCAGCAAAGACUAGGGCAAAUUCCCCAAUGCAACUCAACAACCUACAUAAGUGGAGUAUACACUAUCAUAGGCUCAUAGCAAGGAUGGAGAAUCCUUCAAGGUGGCAACCUCAGAACGUACAUCUAAACAUCGAUCCCGGCAAAAGGCGUUGCGGUUCUACAUUGCUAUAUAUGCAGUGGAUACGAAGGUGUACAGGGAGAGGUAGCGUAUUAAGAUUGAUCAGACACUACUAAAUAUAAAUACUAGUAUCAGUGGAGCAGUAGUUUAUUAUACCAGCCA